AUGAAGAUCUUCCAGGACAUUCGAGCUAUAGUUAGGCCCUCGCAGAUCUGCGCACUGCUGCCACUUUAUAGCGGGGAUGACGAGGAGAACUUCCGACUGGGCAGACUGGGUCGCUGGUACGGACGUCUGGUGGCCCUGGCCAUACUGAUCAGCUCACUGACCUUCGGCGAGGACGUGCUCUUCGCCUCCAGGGAGUACCGACUGGUGGCCAGUGCCCAGGGGAACACGGAGGAGAUCAACAGGACCAUCGAGACGCUUCUCUGCAUCAUCAGUUAUACGAUGAUGGUGCUGUCCAGUGUGCUAAGUGCAUCCCAUCACUGUCGCACCCUGCGAGACAUAGCCAAGAUCGAUGAGUACCUGGUGGCCAAUGGUUUCCGGGAGAACUACAGUUGCCGGAUCCUGAGCAUCCUGGUCAUCUCAGCGGCUUCUGGAGUACUAACUGUAGCUUUCUACUACAUCCAUUUUCGAAGUGGCAUUAGCUCCAAGAAGCAGGCCAUCCUACUCCUGGUCUACUUCCUCCAGUUGCUCUACUCCACUGUUUUUGCCUUAUAUCUGAGGACCAUUCUGAUGACUCUGGCCCAAAGGAUUGGAUUUCUUAACAGAAGACUGAAUACUUUUGGCCUUCAGGACAGUGAUAACGUGGAAAACUGGAGUGAGCUGAGUAAUCUUAUAGAGGUGCUCUGCAAAUUCCGCUACAUCACCGAGAAUAUGAACUCCGUGGCCGGAGUGGCUUUGUUAUUCUACUUCGGGUUCUCCUUUUACACGGUGACCAACCAGAGUUACCUGGCCUUCGCCACCCUGACUGCCGGUUCAUCGAGUUCACAGAGGGAAGUGGCCGAUACCAUGGGGUUAUCGUGUGCCUGGGUUCUGGCCGAGACCAUCACCAUGGCUGUGAUCUGCAGCGCAUGCGACUGCCUGGCCUCCGAGUCGAAUAGUACGGCCCAGAUCCUGGCUCGGGUCUACGGGAAGAGCAAGCAGUUCCAGAACCUCAUCGACAAGUUCCUCACCAAGAGCAUCAAGCAGGACCUGCAGUUCACCGCCUACGGAUUCUUCUCUAUCGACAACUCGACGCUUUUCAAGAUCUUCUCUGCUGUCACCACUUAUUUGGUAAUACUUAUUCAGUUCAAGCAAUUGGAGGACUCCAAGGCGGUUGACCAGGCAUAA
This is a messenger RNA of Drosophila subpulchrella, 1164 nucleotides long. It is a transcript of the gene Gr68a, whose product is annotated as gustatory receptor 68a. Gene Ontology annotation, biological process: sensory perception of taste. Gene Ontology annotation, cellular component: neuronal cell body; membrane; dendrite. The coding region runs from base 1 to 1164 and encodes 387 amino acids. The record is from RefSeq and is a predicted model, not a curated record. Lineage: Eukaryota; Metazoa; Arthropoda; Insecta; Diptera; Drosophilidae. The transcript has a single exon.